AGCACUUAGCAAUAACACCCGCUUUCAAAAGUUGUUGGCUGCAGCACCACCUUCUUCUACCCCUGCAGUGCUUCCCCAUUCAAAUCUCUCUCUUUUUAAGCCACCACCGCACAGCACCCUUGCCUAUCUCCACCGCCGCCUUCUAAAGUUGUUCAUCUCUCAUCAAUCAUGGGUGAUGCCGCCAUGGAUGCUGUCCAGAGACGCCUCAUGUUCGAAGACGAAUGUAUAUUGGUUGAUGAGAAUGAUCGAGUGGUUGGCCAUGAUACCAAAUACAAUUGCCACCUGAUGGAAAACAUCGAGACUGGAAAAUUUUUGCACAGAGCUUUCAGCGUGUUUCUGUUUAACUCGAAAUACGAGUUAUUGCUUCAGCAAAGGUCUGCAACAAAGGUGACCUUUCCGUUGGUGUGGACAAACACCUGCUGUAGUCAUCCCCUAUACCGAGAUUCUGAGCUCAUUGAAGAGAAUAUUCUUGGGGUGAGAAAUGCUGCUCAAAGGAAACUGUUGGACGAACUCGGUAUCGCUGCUCAAGACGUUCCAGUUGAUGAGUUCACUCCAUUGGGCCGUAUUCUCUACAAAGCACCCUCUGACGGAAAAUGGGGAGAGCAUGAAGUGGAUUAUCUACUGUUCAUUGUCCGUGAUGUUGGGGUGCACCCGAAUCCAGAUGAAGUGGCUGACGUGAAAUAUGUUAACCGCGAGCAAUUGAAGGAGAUUUUAAGGAAAGCAGAUGCAGGUGAAGAGGGUGUUAAGCUAUCCCCUUGGUUCAGGUUAGUUGUCGACAACUUCUUGUUCAAGUGGUGGGACCAUGUUCAGAACGCUACUUUGCUCCAAGCUGCUGACAUGAUAACCAUUCACAAGCUAACCUGAAACUCUCCUCCUGCCCCGAACUUCCAUUAUUCAUUCACGCUUGUCUGUUUUUUCUAGAAAUUUACUGAUUGAUUUAAAUUUUGCUUCAAUUCUUGCCAUGCCAUGUUGUGUGUGUUUGGAUUCACAAUAAGAAGCAUUUUGGUUUCGUUGUGCACGAUUUUAAAAGGGUUAUUUUCU
Erythranthe guttata (spotted monkey flower) is the source of this 1041-nucleotide messenger RNA. Its product is annotated as isopentenyl-diphosphate Delta-isomerase I. The record is from RefSeq and is a predicted model, not a curated record. Lineage: Eukaryota; Viridiplantae; Streptophyta; Magnoliopsida; Lamiales; Phrymaceae. Gene Ontology annotation, molecular function: isopentenyl-diphosphate delta-isomerase activity. Gene Ontology annotation, biological process: isoprenoid biosynthetic process; isopentenyl diphosphate biosynthetic process. Gene Ontology annotation, cellular component: cytoplasm.